Arabis nemorensis is the source of this 690-nucleotide messenger RNA. Lineage: Eukaryota; Viridiplantae; Streptophyta; Magnoliopsida; Brassicales; Brassicaceae. The record is from the annotation of a GenBank genome assembly.
AUGUUAUCUUGUGUUAUCCCAUUUUUGGAGGUUAUUAGGAUGGCCAUUGCUUCUGUGACCUCCGUAGCCCUCUUAGGCUUUGCCGGUCUAACAUUCGCCGGUUCAGCCGUGGGAGUAGUGGUCUCCACACCAAUUUUCAUCAUAUUCAGUCCAAUUCUCGUACCCGCCACUGUAGCCACUACUCUCCUUGCCACCGGCCUCACUGCCGGUGCCUCCCUCGGAGGGACGGCCUUGGGUCUCAUCAUGUGGCUCAUUAAGCAUAGAAUGGGAGUAAAGCCAAAAAAUAAUCCACCUCCGUCAGGAGCUCCGCCAACUACCGAUGGAGGUCCAUCGGCUCCAUCAGCCAAAACUUUAUUACCAUUUUCUGGAACAUUUGCAGAUAAACCCGCAGAUGGAGCUGCACUCGCGGAUGGUGCAGCUCUACCAACAAGUGCAGCUCAAACAACAAGUGAAGCUCCACCGAAAGGUGGAGUAAAAUGGACUUGGACACGGGAUGGAAAAACGUUUUCUGGAGGAUGGUUUGGAGGUUCACCCGCAGAUGGAGGUGCACCGGCCGGUGGAAGUAAUUCAGGGAUUGUACUACACUGGUCUUGGACGUCUUGGCUUGGAAAAACUUAUAAUGGAAGCGUCCCGUUUGGAGGUACACCCACAAGUGGAGGUACACCGGUGGGUGGUGCACCCGCGGAGUAA